UGCAAUAAGUAGCGCUACUGAAAACUAGCAAAGAAACAGCAGAAAGAAGAUCUGUUUCCACCUCUCAUGCAGGUAAUUAAUUUAAUUUUGGUCUUUCUUUAUUUAUUUAGGUGGCAGAAGCCAAUAGCAAUAAGCUCUCUGCCCUGCCCAGUAUCUUGUUGCUGGUAUAUCAGAGCUGCUGCUCAGGGCUGCCCUCCUCUUGCUGUGAUUGAUCUAAUGGGUCUCGCAGGGGUGGAGAGGUCGGAAGGGAGGUGUGCUGCAAAGGUCUUCAGGUAGCACUGAGGGGGCCUUUUUGUCUUGUUUUUUAAUGUAUCGUAAUGCUCAGCAUUUCUGCUGCCUUUCAUUUUCUGUGUUGUUGGGGGGGUGGUCUUUGUUUGUUUUUAAUAUAGCAUAAAACUUCAGGAGAGUCGAGCAGUUGAGGAGAGCUGCUCCCACGGGACGGGCAGUGCUGGAAAUGAACAGGUGGAGGAGGAGCCUUGUCAUCCCCACCUGUAAAGCGGCAUCGGAGUCAGAAGGUAAAUUCCCUGCCCGGGAGCUGUGUGCCCGGCUGGGAUGCAUAGCCGUGCGGCCGCCGCGGGGCCUCGGGCGACUGGGGAGGCGCAGUUCCCCUUGGGCAGAACGAGGAGUUUCUGAGGCCAUGAAAAGUGAGACUCUCUGUUAAUAAUAGCUCAAAAAUACAUUGCAGUUCUCUAGCAACUUCUGUCGGAAGAGUUCAAGCAUUUGGCUGAUUUCUCAAAUGCCCUUUAGGGCAGUAAUUCUUAGCAAGAAAAGACCAAGUGGAUGAAUUUGCACGUGACCUAAAAGCUGCAGCACUUUUGUUGGCUUCAGGGUAAAGCAGCCCUCAGUGGUGGCCUGUGGCUUUCCUCAGGGAGCAGGGAAGGGGACAGCUUUGUAUAAACGAGUUGGCGAGAGGCCUACGCUGCCUGACGGGAGGAGUUGGCGUUUUUAAUUUAAUUUCUGGAAAAUUACAUUUUAAAUUACAAUUUAAAUUUGGGAGAGUUUGAGAGGGAUGAUUCAGCCCAGCUGGCUCAGAAGCUAAAGGCUGAGAGCACUUUUGAGAUGUUUCCAGAAGGCUUCCUGUAGGAACAGGAAGAAGACAAAGCUUUUAGCUUUUUUAUAUGCAGGGGAAGUGAGAAAAAUAAACUGCAGUCUGGUAUGCUCUUUGCAGGUCAGGUUGUAAGGAGGGAUAUCUUUAAGCUGUGAAAUUGGAAGGCUCCGUGAUCCUUUUUUUACUUUAUGGAGGUGCUUUCCUUUGAUUAUCAAUGCAUGUGAAUCGCAACUCUCUACACUGUUAAUUAAAAUUAUUUGGAGCCUCCUCUAUCUUGCCAAUCUCAGGAACUUUCUCAGUUUUUUCCUCUUUACCUUCCUCUUGCCAUCCUCAGAAAAAUCGUUAUUCUUUUAAUGAUGGUGAACUUAGGAAGUAGUGAGCUCAACACUGUAAUGGUUUGGGUUCAUCCUGUUCCCUGGCAUGCAAGAUUUGGUAGAUUUUUGCGCCGAUCUUCAAGUGUCCUGGAGUAUCUUUUCUUGAAUCCCUUGCUCCUGGGGUCAUACGUUUAUGUGAGAGCACAAAUGUUUGCUUUUAAAAUGCAUAUUUCUGCACUGUGAUAGCAAGAGAAAGGUGAAAGCAGGAGUUUAAAGGCCCCCAAAAUGCAGGGACUGGUGAAGAACUCAGUUUGUUCUUCUUGGAUGUUAGUAUAGUUUUUCAGAAAACUCCUGGGGUGUUAGGAGGCUGACCUGUUGGUUUUUAAGCGUUUCAGGUUGCCCAUUGAUGUGCUUGUCCUGAAUUUCCAACCUACGCUAAGUCUUGGAACAAAAGUGUAUUGAAAAACAAGUGGUAGCACAGCACUAUUUCUAGACAACCAAGCCAGCUACAAAUAUUAUAUGUCUAAAAGAUGGAAGAAAUGAUACCACACUUGUUUCUUUUUAGAUUUCCUAGUUUGUGAUUGCUGUCUUCAGACCCAUUUCAUAAACUUUAUUUUCAGCAAAAAUCUUCUAUCAUUAAUCCUAGCUGAAGGUUUGCUAUUGAAUGGCUGAAUUGAGGGAGAAAAGUGUAUCAGUAGAGCUUCACUGUACACAGACGUGCAUUCCCCAAGUGUAAUUUUAUUUUGGAUGCUGCUCUUCUUUAACACAAGUCCAGAAUGCGUGAACUUUGAAACAUAACCUUUGUGUGUAAAGAGAGCUUUUUUUUUGAGAAAGUCCAUGGCCAAGCUUGUAAGGAGGGGGAAAAAAAAAGUUUUACACAAUCAGAGCUCUCCUCAGCAGUGUCACUGGAUGUGAGCUGAGAUCCCAGGGAGGCCCAGCUUUUCCUGACACCGGGGCAGGGCUGUUUCCGAUGGGGGACCCCGAUGGAUGCACCGUUGCACAGGUAGCUUGCAGGGAGUCAGGCGCUGUGCAGCUCGCAGAUGUGCUGCUGUAAGAGCUGCCUUCAAAGAAGGGGAACGCACUGGUUUGUGCCAUUUCUGAGGUGUGGAAAUUUCUGAAACAUUGCGUUUUUUCCUUCUAAAAUUUUUAUUAUUCCAAAUUCAAAGAGAAGAUCUUGUGUUCAUGUGAGCUAAUCCAGAACACGAGAAGCUGCCGCGCACUGGUGCGGGCUCCUUGCCCUGCCUCCUCACCCCAGCUGCUAAUGGCGGUGCCAGGGCACCCCACCAUCUGCUCCUGUGUAUGGAGGGAGGCUUAGUUGCCUUGGUUGUUUUGUAGUGGAAGCUUUAAGGAGAAAAUAAAGUGGGAGGACUAUUAAAAAUAGCAAGCUGUGCCCCUUUGGGGUGACUGAGUGCUGUGAGAAGGUGGUGGGAUCUCAGAGACUUCAGCACUGAUGUGGUUACACUUACAAACUAAAUGUAACCAUUGUUAUUUGUUAGGGAAUCAAAAGUGAAAAAACAGAUUUGAAAAAGGCAGUGCAGAUGCCUCCGCUGUUUCACUUUUGUCCUGCAUGCAGGUAAUUGUCAGGCUCCCCCUGCACACUGUUUGCUUAAUGACUAAAAGGAAAGCACUUCAUGUCACUCCAGAGAGUAAAUAUCUGAAGUUAUGGAUUAACUAACUUCCAGCAGAGCUCUUGGCGGAAGAAUAGAUCACGCUGACUCGCACUGAAUAAAGCCGUGAUUCCUGCUGCAGUAUGUGGAAACUCGUCACCGUGGGGGUGCUGCUGGCAGCCUGCUCUUCACAAGUGUGUGGUGCCUCAAUAUUUUACAGCAACAAAGAUGCAAACCAAGUCCUGAAAAUCCAGAAGCGGGCAAACUCUUUUUUGGAAGAGCUCAAGCCAGGCUCUAUGGAACGUGAGUGCAAUGAAGAACAGUGUGACUUCGAGGAGGCCAGUGAGAUAUUUGAAACCAGAGAAGCAACACUAGAUUUUUGGAGCAAAUAUGUAGAGGUCAAAUACACCAACUGUUCUAUCAGCAAUGGAGGAUGUGAGCACUUCUGUAGGGAUGACCCUGCCAACCAGUGCCGCCACUGCAGCUGCGCGUCCGGGUAUCACUUGAUGAGCGACCAUACCAUGUGCAAGCCUGUCGUGGAGUUCCCUUGUGGAAGAGUGAAAAUGGACUAUCCUGAAGCCAAAACAGGAUUCAAUAUUCGGCUCAUUGAGGGGAAACCAGGAAGAAGAGGAGACAGCCCUUGGCAGAUUAUGCUGCAAAAUAGCAAUGGUAAAUUUCUGUGUGGGGGCGUUCUCAUCCAUCCGUCUUGGGUCCUAACAGCAGCACACUGCAUUGAAACAGGAGAGGGGCUCAAAGUAAGACUUGGUAAAUAUCACCGUCUCCGUACUGAGGCAGAGGAGCAAACCAUUUGGGUCGAUAGACAUGUGAGCCAUGAAAGUUAUGCCAAGGAGACCUCUGAUAAUGACAUAGCCAUGCUGCACUUGGCUGAGCCUGUGAUGUAUAGCAAGUACGUGCUCCCUAUCUGUCUUCCCACCAGGAACCUGGCAGAACAUGAGCUGACAACAAAUGGGAAGCAAAUGGUGAUAACUGGCUGGGGCAGCACAAGUGAUGUUGCCAAGAAGAAUUACUCUGCUGUCCUCAAUUACAUUGAAAUCCCCAUGGUUCCCCGGAACGAGUGUGCCCAAGCUAUGAGAUUUGGUAUCUCCGAUAACAUGCUGUGUGCUGGGAGCUUAGGAGACAAGAAAGAUUCCUGCAGUGGGGACAGCGGAGGCCCCAUGAUCACUAAAUUUAAGAAUACUUGGUUUCUGGUAGGACUGGUGAGCUGGGGUGAAGGCUGUGGAAGAGUGGAGAAAUUUGGAGUCUACACCAAAGUUAGCCAGUACCUUGAGUGGAUCCAACACCACAUAGAUGAGAUGUCUGCUUCUUUUAACGGUUGAUUCUUGCAUUGCGAGUCUGGAAUAUUGUGGCUGUGUGCUAGUGACAGUGUGCAGUGUAACGUACUGUCAGAUCUUCAGUAUUAAAUAUUGCGUAUAUGUUAA
Messenger RNA from Dromaius novaehollandiae (emu), 4408 nucleotides. RefSeq names its product vitamin K-dependent protein C. Gene Ontology annotation, cellular component: extracellular region. The coding region runs from base 3113 to 4306 and encodes 397 amino acids. The record is from RefSeq and is a predicted model, not a curated record. Gene Ontology annotation, biological process: blood coagulation; proteolysis; negative regulation of blood coagulation. Gene Ontology annotation, molecular function: calcium ion binding; serine-type endopeptidase activity. The transcript is spliced from 8 exons. Lineage: Eukaryota; Metazoa; Chordata; Aves; Casuariiformes; Dromaiidae.